Molecule: messenger RNA, 894 nt
Organism: Nylanderia fulva
Lineage: Eukaryota; Metazoa; Arthropoda; Insecta; Hymenoptera; Formicidae
Source: RefSeq, a predicted model, not a curated record
AUGAAUGAAAAAAAUCUUACGUUUUUGUGUUGCGGAUUUUGUCUCCUCAUCACUUCAUCGAAAUCUCAGCAAAAUUGCAUCAACAACGAAGAGGAAGGUCGUAAUUUGACAGUUCGAUACGAGAUAGAUACAGAUUUUACAAGAAUUUAUAAGAACGAGAUAAAAACACUGCAACAUGAUUUGUAUGAAAAGUUAUUCAGCAAUAUGCGAUAUGAAAUGCCGAAUGAAAUUAAUUCCAUGAAUGACAAUGACGAUGAUGUUGAUCUGUUAUUAUAUAAACUAAGCAAGCGUUCUGUUCAAAAUCCUAAGGAUGAAGACGAAAUUCCGGCAAACUCUCCCACCAAUUUGACAAAUGUCAAACAUGAAAAAAACUCUACGUCACCGAAAGUUGACGAAAACUUGUUCGGAAAGAAUAAUUCCAUGUCGAUGAAUAAAGUCUUUGGAAAUUCCACUAAGAAUAGUAAUGCAAGAAACAUCGUCCCAUACGAAACUUGCCAUAAUAUUACUUGCAUUCUGUUCUGCUGUCCCUUUGGCUAUAGCCAAAGGACGAAUGACAGCCAAUGCAUUCCAGCAGGAAAAAUGAAAUUCGAUUUACCGUAUGUGUACGAAUAUGCGAACGAUUCAAUGCAAAACGAAAGUAAGAGAGUGAACGAAUUGUUUCCCUUAACCAUCUAUGAUCCGUGUUUGCGAACGCAACGUAUCGUGGUAGACGAGGGUCAUCAGUACGAUUAUAAGAUUUUCACCGAUGGAUCUAUUUAUUUAGCUUAUUAUCAAACAUUAUUUAAAUCGACGUCAUAUUGUCUCUCCGUCUUCUUGAACAGAGGGAAAGAGUUCGAAAACUGCGAAAUGUACAUGGAUUUAUGUUGCGCAAUUACAGCGCAGUUUCAAUCGUAG